AAUUUAACGUAAAAACAUUCCAAAGAUCGUAUUAAAAGUAACCGUCGAAAUAUUAAAUAUGUCAGCGAAUUGUUCCGUUGUGUUGUGCCUUAUUGCAUUGUUAGUGCAGAAUAUCUCCAGUCAAUGUAUUGGAGCAUACAACGGAUAUGCUGAUGGUCUUGCACGGGGAAAUAUACUAGCACGGGAGGCUCCACUUUUGGGCGCAUAUGGUGCAGCUCCUUGUGCUGUAGAAAGAGGACUUGGUUACGGCCCUGCCAAUCUUGCCGCAUCUAACGGCGGAGGUCUCGCUGUUACCAGCGCUUCACCAAUUGCUCCAACUGGCAUUGCGAUGACAUCAGAAAAUGCUUAUGAAGGAGUUUUAGCUGUAACUGGUGCGCUGCCGUUCUUAGCUGCUGUGUCUUUGGAAGGAGUUCUGCCUACAGCUGGAGCGGGUGCCGUCACAUACAGCUGCGGUAACGGCAACGUUGCUAUUCUGAAUGAGGAAAUCGCUGCUCCUGGUUAUAUUGGUGGUCUCGGUUACGCUGGACCAGCUCUAGGAUACAAUGGAUUUGCUGGACCCCUUGGAUAUGAAGCUGGUAUUGCUGGACCAGCAUACGGCUUCGGCUACGGCGGAUGUGGUUGUGGCCCAAUAUACUAAGUCUAAACUAAGUUUUUUUUUU
Molecule: messenger RNA, 659 nt
Organism: Vanessa atalanta (red admiral)
Lineage: Eukaryota; Metazoa; Arthropoda; Insecta; Lepidoptera; Nymphalidae
Product: chorion class B protein PC10-like
Exons: 2
Coding region: 59-637 (192 amino acids)
Biological process (GO): chorion-containing eggshell formation; multicellular organism development
Cellular component (GO): egg chorion
Molecular function (GO): structural constituent of egg chorion
Source: RefSeq, a predicted model, not a curated record